Sycon ciliatum is the source of this 1632-nucleotide messenger RNA. RefSeq lists its product as uncharacterized. Bases 1 to 1098 code for a protein of 365 amino acids. The record is from RefSeq and is a predicted model, not a curated record. Gene Ontology annotation, molecular function: oligosaccharide binding. The transcript is spliced from 6 exons. Lineage: Eukaryota; Metazoa; Porifera; Calcarea; Leucosolenida; Sycettidae.
AUGAGUUCUCGAUACUUUGCGAGUGCCGGCAUCGCCAUACUCCUCUGCUUGCUCAUAGCAGCGGAGACUUGUAGAGCAUGUUCAGGUUCCAAUGAUUGUAGAAAUGGAGGCACGUGCAACAGCGGAAGUUGCACAUGCUUGAGUAUCUUCACCGGUGCCACAUGCGAAGAAUUCAAGCUGAAAGGGUCUAUCAGUGACGUUGAAGCCAACCUCGAAGCUGUGGAGACGACGGUUUUUAACCUGGCCAAAGACGACAUCAAAAAGGCUGGCAACUCGGGCCUGAGCGCUGCGAAGGCAAAACUCGGCGAAGUCGAAAAGCACAUUUGUGGACUCCUUGGCGAGGCGGUGUAUGAGGCACGUGACUGCAAGCAGCUGCACGACCAAGAGGGAGACCUCCCAUCAGGGUAUUACUCUCUGCGGUCAUCAGGUGAAGGACUGAGGCGGGUGUACUGUAAGAUGGAGGGAAAGUAUGGCGGUGGCUGGACUCGAGUGGGUAGAAUCCAUCCGGAAACCCACAAGGACUGCCCUCUGCAGAUGGAAUACAUCGAGGUCGAGGGAAAGGCCAUGUGUACUCGACCGGCAAGAAACAACUUUCUGGAACCGGGAGUCUCCGGAUUCCUGGCGCCGGACUAUAUCCCUUACACCGAAAUCAGCGGCUACGUGAAAGCAUACAGGCAAGGGACUGUGGAUGCGUUCCGGGACUCGGCCGGGAAGACGGACAAGCAGUGCUUUGCUGACGGCAUAACCAUCACGGCAGGAUACCUAGAUACUCACGUCUUCACGUAUGCAGUGGGCCUUCCCCCAGUCGUCAACAACAUGGGACGGUGCCCUUGCCAUGGGGGUACAGCACCUCCGGAGUUCGUCGGAAGAAACUACACAUGUACGGCAAUGAGAUCCGGAAACCCAGGCUGGCAAAUGUCAGACCAUCUCUGGGAAGACUCGACGCUUUGUCCGGGUGACGACAGCGGUGCGUGGUUCAAGGUGGCGGCACCGCCAGGAUUUGGCAUUGAACGUGGCAAUCCGAUCAGGGUUACUCCUUGCACGGAUGAAGCCGUUGAAAGGAUCGGCAUAGACGAUGCAGAGAUCUAUGUUCGCUGAGCGUGUACGAGUGGAUAGUAAUCUGGGAACAUAUGAAUUCACUCUUCCUUUAAUGGGAGUAAUGUACUAAUCAAGCGUACUUGUAUUUCUCAUAUCAGUGGAACAACACAUACCAAUGCAUGCUCUUGUCCUGAUAGCACUCAUUUUGCUCAACUUUGCUACAAAGCCAAGCUUUGGAGAGUCUCGACCAAUGCUCACAUUAUAAGAAUCUCAAGCAGGCUGCACCAGCUCGUACAACUUUUACAGCUUAGAUAUUAUGUGUCUUUACAAUUCCCAUUCCUUGCAGAAUAGCAAUUUAAUCCUAGAAUGGUGUGCCUCCCUACACCCGAUUGUGUCAUUGCUCAGUAUUGAUUUUUCACAAAUGUUCCUCUUUUUCUUGUGCAUGAAUUUUAAAAUGUGUUUCCUUUGAAUCCAGUAGAUCUGCUACUCAUAGUCUGCUGGCAAUAGGAUACUGCAGAGUGUCUUUGGUCAUGAGAAAACAUUUCGCGACACCUUAGCAUUCGCAUUCAAGUUUAAACUACUCUCUAUCUCUCA